This is a messenger RNA of Cuscuta europaea, 1862 nucleotides long. The record is from the annotation of a GenBank genome assembly. NCBI's taxonomy places the organism in Eukaryota, Viridiplantae, Streptophyta, Magnoliopsida, Solanales, Convolvulaceae.
CAUUUAUUUAACAAAAGAGGCAGUAUUGCCGUUGAGUAGGCACGACCGCACGACUCCACUGAGAGUUCUGUCUGUUGCCGGAGGCAAAUCCAGAGAACGACGGACAGAAGAAGCCACAAAGCAGUUCUGGUUUUGAGAUCAACAGGGGCACAUGAAGUGAGCACCAAACAUGCCCUUCCUUCUUAAUCUCUGCGAGUGCUCCAUUUUCAAUCCCACUCAUCCACUCUCUCAUUUAGCCAUAAACAGCAUCUCUACCCAAUUCCCCGCUCUUUCGAUAAGGUUACACCCUCAAAAGCCAACUCUUGGUUAUGCUCUAACCCCAGAACCUCACUCCAGGUCUUCCACGAACCUGAUUUUUUCAAGUUAUUCAGUUCGGAGACUGAUUCAGGUAGCUCUUUGCUCUAAAAAGGAAGCAUACGACGAAUCUAAGAGUACCCAUUCGCCUGCCAAGCUUGAAAACGAGGAGAUCGCAUUACUAGAUAAACCAACUCCUAAGCCAAUAGAUGACCAAUCCGAGACAGAAACACAAAAGGAAUCUGUAAAACGUAGUAACAAGGAAAUCUUGGAGCCUUUUCUUAGGCUCUUAAAGCUCAAGGAUUCAGUAGGAGAAAACCCCGUUUCUGAAAGGAGUCUUAAGGAGGGAAAUCAAGUAAAUGUAGAAUAUUUUGAGCCUAAACCGGGGGACUUUGUGGUGGGUGUUGUGGUCUCAGGAAAUGACAGGAAGCUUGAUGUCAACAUUGGUGCUGACCAAUUGGGGGUGAUGCUGACUAAGGAUGUGUUGCCAUUGAAUAGUAAGGAGAUGGGAAAUUUGCUGUGUGACUUGGAGAAGGAUGCUGAGAUGAUAAUGGUGCCAGGGAAGGUGGGAGUUCUGAUGAAUGAUGUGGCCUUCAGUGAGGAGCCAAAUCCUGGCAAGCCUGUUGUGGAUCUCGGGUGUAUCUUGUUUGCUGAGGUUUUAGGAAGAACUCUCAGUGGCCGGCCAUUGUUGUCUUCGAGAAAACUCUUUAGACGUCUUGCUUGGCAUCGAGUGAGGCAGAUCAAACACUUCAAUCAACCUAUUGAGGUCAAGAUAACUGAGUGGAACACUGGUGGUCUUUUGACAAGAAUAGAGGGUUUGCGUGCUUUUCUUCCAAAGGCUGAACUGGUGAACAGAGUAAACAGUUUCAAAGAGCUGAAGGAGAAGGUGGAUCGACGGCUACAUGUGUUGAUUACUAAAAUAAAUGAAGAAACUAAUGACUUAAUACUAACUGAGAGGGAAGCUUGGAACAUGCUAAAUCUUCAAGAGGGGACACUGUUGGAAGGAACAGUCUGGAAAAUAUUUUCAUAUGGUGCACAGAUAAAGAUAGGUGAAACGAAUCGUAGUGGGUUACUGCACAUCUCGAACAUCACCAAAGGCCAAAUUUCUUCAGUGAGUGACUUGCUAGCUGUGAAUGAGACGAUAAAAGUAUUGGUUGUGAAGUCUAUGUUCCCCGACAAAAUAUAUCUGAGUAUUGCAGAUCUUGAGAGUGAGCCGGGUUUAUUUCUAUCGAACAAAGAGAAAGUGUUUUGCGAAGCAGACAUGAUGGCAAAGAAGUACAGGCAGAAGAAUAUCCCAGCUGCUUCUUCACUGAUGGGCAAAACAGAACCCCUCCCAACCAACAACAGUCUUCCAUUUGAAGAUGGAGAAAAAAUGUAUGCAAAUUGGCAAUGGUUCAAAUUUCAGAAAGGAUAAUAAAUCAAUAAUAUAUUUGGUUUAUGAGGAUAAAUUUGAAUUGAAUGCACAGCUCCACUAUAUUGCAUGUGUCUCAACUUGUCUGCUGUCACAUGCUUACUUUAUAAAUGGAUCUGGAAUUUUGACAAUCAGUUUAAACUUUAAAACUUUUAAG